AUGGUGAAGCAAGGCACAGCGAAACGGCUUACUGUUCCACCGACAGCUACUGGCACCGCGUUCCGCAAAGCAAAAAAGCGUUCUCAUGCGGAAGAAAAUCCAGCCGGGGAGAGAAGCAAGGCUGCCGACGCCAAAAAGCCCAAAGUGAAGGCCUCCCCUGCGACACCCACGUCCGCCGCGCCUGUCCCAUCCACAAAGGCCCCGCGCGGGAAUGUGCAGGCUUCCAAGCAAAAGGAUACCAAGGCGACGGAUGUGUCCAAGCCUAAGAAGUCAGCACCCCAGUCGCAGCCUACGAAAUCCCAUGGCGACGCAGCUGCAGCUUCCCCCACGCUCUCAUUCCCGUCUGGGUUCCGCAUCGUGGCUGGUUCGUACGAGCGCUUCCUGUAUGGUUUGGAGGGCAAAAUGCACAAGAGCGGAGAUGGCACAUAUUCUGUCAAACUGGAGCCACGCUUUGUUUUUCCAGCCCAUGUUUCGUCCAUUCGAUCUGUGGCUUGUGCAGGUCGUGAUUCGAAAUGGCUUGUAACGGGUGGCAUGGAUGAGACAAUCAAGGUGUGGGACCUGCGUCGUCGGAAGGAGGUAGGUGCACUUACGGGGCACGAGGGCACGAUUACUUCUCUCACGUUCCCUUCGCGUACCUUUUUGCUAUCGACUUCGGAAGAUGGCACGAUGAACUUGUAUCGCACACGCGAUUGGGCGCUUUUGCGGACGUUGCGUGGCCAUGCUGGCCGCGUGAAUGCUGCGAAUGCUCAUGCAAGUGGCCGUGUUGCACUGUCUGUCGGUGCAGAUCGUAUGAUCCGUAUGUGGGACUUGAUGCGUGGCACAGGGUCUGCUUCUGUGAAGAUCGGUGUUGAAGCGGACCGUAUUUUGUGGGAUACCCAAGGCAAGCGUUUUGCGGUCUUGGCUGGUCGCCAAGUCAUGGUGUUCGCUACUGAUAUGACGAAACUUGCUGAAAUCGAGCAGUCAAAGCGUUUGCACGAUAUGUUAUUUGUGCAGGGCACCGUGCAAGGCAAGGAGCAUGAGCUGUUACUGGUAUGCAGCGAAGCUGGCGUUGUACACGUGUAUGAUAUGGACGAUCUGCAAGAGACGGACGACAGUGCCACCCCGAAGGAGCUUGCGCGUCUCGUGGGCCACCAGAACCGUGUGCGAAGUGUCUCGGCUGUGAAGGUCUUGGCGGAUGAUCGUACGACGCACCUGGUCAUCACAACCAUCAGCUCGGAUGGGCUGAUUCGUGUGUUUGAGCUUUCUGAUCUGCAUGAGGACGUACAAGAACUUGAGCCUAUGGCAUACUAUGAUACAAAGAAAUCGCGUCUGACGUGUCUCAGCACUGUUGGCUUUGACGACCAAGUCUCCGAGGCUGAUGAAGAUGCUCUGGAUGCGGCGGUCGAUGGCAACGAUGACGACGAUGACGAUGACGAUGACGAUGACGAUGACGAUGACGAGGAUGAGGAGGAGGCUGUUGAUGAAGAUAGUGACGAGGAGCUUGCUCGUCUGGAGGAAGAGAUCCGUCAAGCUCGCGCGGCUGGUAUCAUUGUCGAAGGUAUGGACGACGAGGAUGACGAGGACGAUGAAGAAGAGGAAGAAGAGGAAGAAGAAGAGGAAGAAGAGGAAGAGGCCUAA
Messenger RNA from Malassezia pachydermatis, 1617 nucleotides. Its product is annotated as wd40 repeat-like protein. The record is from RefSeq and is a predicted model, not a curated record. Gene Ontology annotation, molecular function: protein binding. NCBI's taxonomy places the organism in Eukaryota, Fungi, Basidiomycota, Malasseziomycetes, Malasseziales, Malasseziaceae. Bases 1 to 1617 code for a protein of 538 amino acids. The transcript has a single exon.